Prinia subflava (tawny-flanked prinia) is the source of this 1618-nucleotide messenger RNA. Its product is annotated as mas-related G-protein coupled receptor member A1-like. Gene Ontology annotation, biological process: G protein-coupled receptor signaling pathway. NCBI's taxonomy places the organism in Eukaryota, Metazoa, Chordata, Aves, Passeriformes, Cisticolidae. The coding region runs from base 109 to 1098 and encodes 329 amino acids. The record is from RefSeq and is a predicted model, not a curated record. Gene Ontology annotation, cellular component: membrane. The transcript has a single exon. Gene Ontology annotation, molecular function: G protein-coupled receptor activity.
GCUGCAGAGGAGCCGCAUGCUCCAUCCCGGCAUUCUCCAAGCACUGACUCCCCAUCCACUCUGACCACAGCCAGGGGCCACAUCCCACUGCCUGCCCAGCGUCCAUCCAUGGAGGUGAGCACCGUGCCCCCUCCUUUCACCUCACCCACCGAUGAACCUGAUCCGUGUGGGAUCAAUGUCAGCAGCAUGGCCAUACAGGUUGUGACGCUGCUCAUCUCCCUCUGCGGGCUGGCUGGGAACGGCGCUGUCCUCUGGCUCCUCCACAUCAAUCCCAUCUCCGACUUCAUCUUCAACCAGGCUAUCACCGACUUCCUCUUCCUCAUCUUCAUGGUCCCCUCCAGCCUGCUCUUCCUGCUGGAGGACAUGUCCUGCUCUGCUAUAAUGCCCCUGAUGUAUUUGAGCUUGCUUUUCCAGCUCUCGCUGUUCUCCUACAACAUGGGGCUCUAUCGGCUGACCUUCAUCAGCAUCGAGAGGUGCAGGUCCGUCCUCUGCCUGUUUUUCUGCGGUUUGCAGCUUUCCGAGCGCCUGCUGUGGGUGCUGAUGCACGUCCUGUUCUGGGCCUUCCUCUUCGUUGUCAUCGCUGUCAAUCCCAUGGUGACUUCCCUGUGCCAGUCGCACGAGCAGGAGCACUGCCGCGUGGCUCUGCUCUCCAUGUACGCCCUCAGCCUCUUCCUGUUUGCCGUGCCCAUGGUCAUUUCCAGCACAGUCCUCUUCAUUCAUUUCCAGCCUGGCUCCCAGCAGCAGCAGCAGCAGCAGCAGCAGCAGAGGCUUGACAUGGUUGUUUUCCUCGCUGCACUCUGCAGUCUGCCCCUCAGUCUCUGGUAUUUCCUGCAGCAGCUCGGCUACACCGUGGUGUCCUCCCAGGUGGUUUUCCUGCUCACCUGCAUCAACAGCAGCAUCAAACCCUUCAUCUACUUCUUGGUGGGGAGCUGGGAGAGAGAUUACUCCUUGGGGAGAUGCUGGGGACAGUGCUCCAUAGAGAGCUGCAGGAGUCACUCCUCCAUGGAGUCCCUAAGGAAGGCUCUCCAGAGGGUCUUUGAGGGGCAGGAAGGAAACAGCGCCCACAGCAGUGAUGCCACCAUGGACACAGGGGUCUGAGCCUGCGGAUCCCUUCCCCUGCACUGCUGAAGGACCUCUGGACAGUGGCUGAGAGGUUCCUGGAGCCACCUGAUGGAUAAAUACCCACAGGAUCACCCUCCUGUGCUGGUGCGCACUGGGGCCUGAGGAAGGCCUUGUGAGGCCUCAGCGCUGAGGAGCAGCCCCUGGCGCUGGUCACAAACACCCUCUGCUCCAGGAGCUGCUGCUGUCCAGCCUCCUCUGGGGUGUAUGAACAGCCUUGGAGAUUGGUUUAAUUCCCUGAAUCCCUGUUCUCACCCUCCCAAAGCGAGGUGCUGCCCGAAGCGUGGCCAGGGUGAAACAUUGCUGUGGCUGAGGGCCGUGGCCUGGGGCUGUGACCAGCGGUGCCAAAGGAGACCCUUGGGGCUCUGCUGGGCCCAGCAGCGCUGACCAGAACCUCCCUCGGAGCGGGGCCUCUCCCAGCUGGAUCUCUCCUGUUUAUUUGGAGAAACCUGAACUAAGAUCCUGGGCAGAUCCCCCACUGCUCAAAGCUCCACCCUUU